Molecule: messenger RNA, 1245 nt
Organism: Emys orbicularis (European pond turtle)
Lineage: Eukaryota; Metazoa; Chordata; Testudines; Emydidae
Gene: SNX16
Product: sorting nexin 16
Exons: 7
Coding region: 81-1127 (348 amino acids)
Biological process (GO): early endosome to late endosome transport; endosome to lysosome transport; protein targeting to lysosome
Cellular component (GO): early endosome; late endosome; extrinsic component of endosome membrane
Molecular function (GO): phosphatidylinositol binding
Source: RefSeq, a predicted model, not a curated record
UUGUAUUCUUGAAAAGAAGAGAAUGAACCUUAAAUUCUUGGACCACAAAGUGUAGAUUUGCUGAAGUUUUCUAAUGAAGAAUGGCAACCCCCUACGUUCCUGUUCCUAUGCCUAUAGGAAGUUCCUCUUCCAACUUUACAACAAACAGAAACCAAAGAAGUUCUUCCUUUGGGAGCAUCUCAACAAAUUCAAAUUCUUCAAAAGGGCAGCUGGAGGACUCUACCAUUGGUAGUUUUAAAAAGAUGAGUGUGCCUGAACAGAUUGGCUCCACGUCAUCUAUAUGUAGUAGCCCACUUGUUAGGACUAAAUUUACAGGUGUGGACACAUCUAUUGAAUACUGUACUCAGCCUAUGGAAGAUAUUGAGCAAAAUACAGACUCUGGGAGUUGGGAAGAUCGACCUUCUACACCUACCAUACUGGGGUAUGAGGUGAUGGAAGAAAGGGCAAAAUUCACUGUUUACAAAAUACUGGUAAAGAGAAGUCCAGAGGAAAGUUGGGUGGUUUUCAGAAGGUACACUGACUUCUCCAGGCUUAAUGACAAGUUAAAAGAUAUGUUUCCAGGCUUUCGAUUGGCACUUCCACCAAAGCGCUGGUUCAAGGAUAAUUAUAACCCUGACUUCCUGGAAGAUCGACAGUUGGGGCUACAAGCAUUCCUGCAGAAUUUAGUAGCUCAUAAAGACAUUGCUAACUGCCUUGCAGUGAGAGAGUUUCUUUGUUUGGAUGAUCCACCAGGUCCAUUUGAUAGCCUAGAAGAGAGCAGGGCUUUUUGUGAAACUUUGGAGGAAACUAAUUACCGUCUCCAAAAAGAACUUAUUGAAAAACAAAGGGAAGUGGAAUCAUUGAAGAAAUUAUUAAGUGAAAAACAACUUCAUAUAGAUACUAUAGAGACAAGAAUUAGGGAUUUGUCUUUAGGAAAUGGGAAAACGCGCAGAAUGUCAGGAGAAGAAAGCGAGUGCAGUGGCGAGGUGGAGUCUUCUGCAAUAGAAGCAGAUCAGGGCGCCUUGGGAGAUGACAGCUGCUCUGAUAAAGAGAAUCAUGAGACGUGCUGGAGUGGCUCAUUGGCUGAAAACUCUGUACCAGAAAUUGAAGUUGCUGAAGUAGCAUAUACUGCUGAUGAAGAGGAAUAAAUUAACAGCAGCUGUCAUUACCUUCAAAAGUUUCAUAAUGCUUGGGACAGACUAUUUGUAGGUAAAAGCAUGCAGUAGCUGUAAAGAAUUUACAGCAAAGAGCAAGAAUGCACACAGU